AUGGCAACACAUGCACAGAAGAGAGAGGGUAACAUAAGCGAUGCUUUCUCUUCUCUCUCAGGUUUCGCCCCUGCACCGCUGGAACCACGCUUUGCAACUCUCAAGAGUGAAAAGAUCGCGGGCAAGGAAGACGUCAUACAAGAAUCAUUCCAUCGACUGCUCGAUGCUUUGAAAGAAGAGAUAGCAGUCUUCAAAGCACUCAAGAGUAAGGUUAUCCCUGAAAUUGACUUUAGAGACAUCAAGGAUGCAAGCACCAAAUUCAGCGCCGAGUACAAGUCUCGAGGGGCGGCAAUCAUAAGAAACGUGAUUCCUCCAGUCGAGGCAAUGGAAAUGAAAGAAGAGCUCCAGAAGUAUAUCGCUGCAAACCCGCAAACCAAGGCUUUUCCAAGCGACAAUCCUCAGGUAUAUGAACUAUACUGGUCACCAGCUCAGAUCCAAGCGCGAUCACAUCCAUAUCUCUUGGCCGCUCAAAGGUUCCUUCUUUCUCACUGGCACUCGAAGACCGCCGGUUCAUUGGUUUCUACAUCUAACCCGACGGUCUAUGCGGACCGACUGCGUAUGCGAACACCAGGAGAUAAUACCUUCGCUCUUGGUCCCCAUGUCGAUGGAGGCGGUCCAGAAAGAUGGGAGCCCAACGGAUAUGGACAUGUCUACGAGUCGGUCUGGCAGGGACGAUGGGAAGAGUAUGAUCCUUGGGAAAUCAGUUCUCGUUUGUCCGUGAAUUCGGAUCUAUACCAGGGCGUCGGAGCCUGCAGCAUGUUUCGUGCCGCACAAGGUUGGUUGUCACUAAGCACUGCAAAGGCACAUGAAGGGACUUUGCUGGUGAACCCGAUGCUGAAGCAUGCGACGGCCUACUACCUUCUACGACCCUUCUUCUCUGCCAAANAGGGUCCAAUGCAUCCAGAAACUGGAGUUUUCGAUGAAUCUUUCCUUGCGCCGAACAACUGGGUUCUGGACUCGCCCCAAACAUCUUGGCUCCAAGGUGCAUCGCCGGGCAAGGGGCAGGAGCUGAGUAAUUUGUUGCAUCCUCAUCUUGAGCUUGAUAGCACUAUGGUCCAUAUCCCCGAGGUUAGACCUGGUGACUACGUAGCCUGGCAUUGCGACCAGAUACAUGCAGUCGACAAGAAGCACGAGGGUACUGCUGACAAUUCCGUAUUGUAUAUUCCUGCGUGCCCCCUCACCAUUCGGAAUGCAGAGUUCCUUGCCCGCCAACGACAAGCGUUUCUUGAAGGAUUUCCCUGUCCCGGUUUUGGCGGUGGGAUUGGGGAGGCAGAUCACGUCGGUCGACCAGGCGUAGAGGACGUCGAAGCAGCAAGUCAAGGUAAAGAUGCAGGCAUGGUUGCAUUUGGCCUUCAGGAGUGGGAUAGUUCGGCGGCGGGCUUGAGUGAGACUCAGAGGGAGCUUUUUGACAGAGCGAACAAAGUCCUAGGCUUCUAUGAUUAG
Molecule: messenger RNA, 1443 nt
Organism: Aureobasidium musti
Lineage: Eukaryota; Fungi; Ascomycota; Dothideomycetes; Dothideales; Saccotheciaceae
Source: the annotation of a GenBank genome assembly